GUGUUUUGGUUCCUCCCCCGCCUCCCCGCCAACCAGCCCUCGCAUCUGGGAGGAAACAGACCGAGAAGCACCCGGGCGGCGGCGCAGGUGGUUCUCAAUGUCCCCGAAACGCGAGUGACCCGUUUGGAGAACGGCCUCCGGGUGGCCUCCGAGGACUCCGGGCUGUCCACGUGCACAGUUGGGCUCUGGAUUGAUGCUGGAAGCCGGUAUGAAAAUGAGAAGAAUAAUGGAACAGCUCACUUUCUGGAGCAUAUGGCUUUCAAGGGCACCAAAAAGAGAUCCCAGUUAGAUCUGGAACUUGAAAUUGAAAACAUGGGUGCUCAUCUCAAUGCCUAUACUUCCAGAGAGCAGACUGUAUAUUAUGCCAAAGCAUUUUCUAAAGAUUUGCCAAGAGCUGUAGAAAUUCUUGCUGAUAUAAUACAAAAUAGCACAUUGGGAGAAGCAGAGAUUGAACGUGAACGAGGAGUAAUCCUUAGAGAGAUGCAGGAAGUUGAAACCAACUUACAAGAAGUAGUUUUCGAUUAUCUUCAUGCCACAGCUUAUCAAAAUACUGCACUUGGACGGACAAUUCUGGGACCAACUGAAAAUAUCAAAUCUAUAAAUCGUAAGGACUUAGUGGAUUAUAUAACUACACAUUAUAAGGGACCAAGGAUAGUACUUGCUGCUGCUGGAGGAGUUUCCCAUGAUGAACUGCUUGAGUUAGCAAAGUUUCAUUUUGGUGACUCUUUGUCCACAUACAAAGGAGAAACACCAGCUCUGCCUCCCUGCAAAUUCACAGGAAGUGAGAUUCGAGUUAGAGAUGACAAGAUGCCUUUAGCACAUCUUGCAAUAGCUGUUGAAGCUGUUGGUUGGGCACAUCCGGAUACAAUCUGUCUCAUGGUUGCAAACACACUAAUUGGCAACUGGGAUCGCUCUUUUGGAGGAGGAAUGAACUUAUCUAGUAAGCUGGCCCAGCUUACCUGUCACGGCAACCUCUGCCAUAGCUUCCAGUCUUUCAACACUUGCUACACAGAUACUGGAUUAUGGGGAAUCUAUAUGGUUUGUGAACCAGCCACUGUUGCAGACAUGUUACAUGUUGUUCAAAAAGAAUGGAUACGACUCUGUACAAGUGUCACUGAAAGUGAAGUUGCACGAGCCAAAAACCUUCUGAAAACAAACAUGUUGUUGCAACUCGAUGGUUCUACUCCAAUUUGUGAAGAUAUUGGUAGGCAAAUGUUGUGCUACAAUAGAAGAAUUCCCAUCCCUGAGCUUGAAGCAAGAGUAGAUGCUGUGAAUGCUGAGACAAUUCGAGAAGUAUGUUCCAAAUAUAUUUAUGACAAGAGUCCAGCUAUUGCUGCUGUUGGUCCCAUUGAGCAACUACCAGAUUUUAACAGGAUUCGCAGUAACAUGUGCUGGCUUCGCAAUUAAAAUGCUCCUAAGCAAAAUAUUUUGAACAUAUUUAUAAAACUAAUAGAGACUGGCAAGUUUUAAGCUAUCAGUCCCCAAAGGAAAACAUAAAAAUGAACAUACGUACUUGGAAAUUUGAAUGAAAUACUGCAUCAAACUUUCAAUGGAUAAUGCUACCACAGUGAAUGGUAGCUCUCUUGAGAAACUCUGUUGGAACAGCACACUUUCAAAUUAUCUCCAUAAGUACAAUUAUAAGAAUGAAAACUUGUAAAGUAUUUUCAGUUUUAUUAUAAAAAUGCACACACAACAAA
This is a messenger RNA of Myotis brandtii (Brandt's bat), 1697 nucleotides long. RefSeq names its product peptidase (mitochondrial processing) beta (gene PMPCB). The annotation marks the transcript as partial. NCBI's taxonomy places the organism in Eukaryota, Metazoa, Chordata, Mammalia, Chiroptera, Vespertilionidae. Gene Ontology annotation, molecular function: metalloendopeptidase activity; metal ion binding. Gene Ontology annotation, cellular component: mitochondrion. The record is from RefSeq and is a predicted model, not a curated record. The transcript is spliced from 12 exons.